CCCAGCUAAGAAAAAUGAUUCAUGUUAAGAAUCAGAAAGCCACUAAUGGACCACACAGAAAAAACUGCACAGUAGAGAGUAGUAUGGAAUAGAAGAGAAAAAAAGUGUUUGGUUCAGUUUAUCCCAUCACUCAUUGGUCAACAAAGGUUGCUUUUUUCUAAGCUUUUUACACCAUCCUUGGAACACGGUGUUUCUAUUCUUAGUUUCUCACCUCAGCAAUGAGAACUGAGGAGGGGGAGACACUGUUAGUGUGAAAUGCAUUAGUGUUUGUGCCAUAAACAGAAAGAGAGAGAGAGAAAAAAAGAAAAUGAAGGUUGCAAGAGACAGAGAAAGGAGAGCUAGUACUAGUAAUGUAUAGACUAUAGAGUAAUAGACUAAUGUAUUAUUUAAUUAUUUUUUUGUUAUUGUGAAGCUCAUGGGAGACAAGACCGUAUCAAGGAAAUCCUAAAAAUUCGAUUUUUUUUUCUUAUCUGUUAAUAUAAAUAAAAAAGUGACAACAGAGAAAAGUAGCAUAAAAAGGGCAUAAAAUAAAAGCAGCAGUGUGUAGAGUGAGAGACAGAUUUGGACCAAACAAAACUUGGUUCCUAUGGAUCAUUGUACAGCCACCCUUUCUUUCCUGUUACAGAUAUGAAGGGGGGCAGAAGGGGAGCAGUGUGAAUUUCUUGCUGAUGGGUCUUAGUUUGAAGAUGCAGAGCCACCAUCCUGUGGCUUUGAGGUUGCAUGAUCAAAUGGGGUCUAAAAGAAAGUACACUUUUAUUCAGGCUCAUAGAGCUUGUCUUCCAAAGUUUUUGCUGCUGUGGAUCCUGCUAAUGGCUUUGAUCAGUUGGUGUAUCUAUAGCAAAAUGGAUGAUGACACUAAAGUCAGAAGGAAAGAGGUGUUGGGUAGUCUCUGUGAUCAAAGGGCAAGAAUGUUGCAAGAUCAGUUUAGUGUGAGUGUCAAUCAUGUCCAUGCCCUUGCCAUCCUUGUUUCAACCUUUCAUUACUACAGAUACCCUUCUGCCAUUGACCAGGAAACCUUUGCUGAGUAUACAGCCCGGACAGCUUUUGAACGGCCAUUACUGAGUGGUGUGGCCUAUGCACAAAGAGUUGUUAACUCUGAGAGGGAGAGAUUUGAGAAAGAACAUGGAUGGGUUAUAAAGACAAUGAAAAGGGAAUCUUCACUGGUUAGAGACGAGUAUGCGCCCGUUAUAUUUGCACAAGAAACUGUCUCAUAUCUUGAGUCUAUUGAUAUGAUGUCUGGGGAGGAGGACAGGGAAAACAUUUUUAGGGCUAGAGCCACUGGAAAAGCGGUUCUGACUAGCCCUUUCAGGCUGUUGGGUUCUCACCAUCUUGGUGUUGUUUUAACAUUCCCUGUGUACAAGUCUAAGCUCCCUCAGGAGCCAACAGUGGAAGAACGCAUUGAAGCAACUGCAGGAUAUGUUGGAGGGUCCUUUGAUGUUGAGUCCCUUGUAGAGAAUUUACUUGGGCAACUUGCUGGUAACCAAGCAAUUUUGGUGAACGUAUAUGAUAUCACAAACUACACUAAUCCCCUAAUCAUGUAUGGCAACCAAUAUGAAGAAGGCAGCGAUAUGUCUCUUGCCCAUGAAAGCAAGCUUGAUUUUGGAGAUCCAUACAGGAAACAUCAGAUGAUAUGUAGGUAUCAUCAGAAGGCACCAGCAAAUUGGAUAGCUCUUACCACAGCAUUCCUUUUCUUUGUGAUUCUUCUAUUAGUGGGUUACAUUUUAUAUGGGGCUGGAAAUCAUAUUGUCAAAGUCGAAGAUGAUUUUCAUGAAAUGCAGGAAUUAAAAGUCCGAGCAGAAGCAGCUGAUGUUGCCAAGUCCCAGUUUCUAGCUACAGUCUCUCAUGAAAUUAGAACACCCAUGAAUGGUAUUUUAGGAAUGCUUGCUCUGCUUCUAGAUACAGAAUUGAGUUCAACCCAACGAGAUUAUGCUCAGACUGCUCAAGCAUGUGGAAAGGCACUAAUAACAUUAAUAAAUGAGGUGCUGGACCGAGCUAAAAUUGAAGCUGGCAAGUUAGAGCUGGAGGCUGUUCCAUUUGAUCUUCGUUCCAUACUUGAUGAUGUCCUUUCUCUUUUUUCUGAGAAAUCUAGGCACAAAGGUUUAGAGCUGGCCGUGUUCGUUUGUGAUAAAGUUCCAGAUAUUGUCAUGGGAGAUCCGGGGAGAUUCAGACAAAUAAUAACAAAUCUUGUUGGCAACUCUGUUAAAUUUACUGAACAAGGACAUAUAUUUGUUAAAGUCCAUCUGGCGGAAAAUAGAAAGUCCAUAAUGAAUGGAAAACAUGAGACUUUUAUAAAUGGAGAAUCAGAUGAAGUAUUCCAUAUAUGUGGUGAUUAUCAUUUCAAAACCUUAAGUGGAUGUGAAGCAGCUGAUGAACGGAACUGCUGGGAUAAUUUUAAGCAUCUAAUUGCUGUUGAAGAAUUUUGCUUCGAUUCAUCAGGAGAAACAGCAGAUGGUUGUGAAUCAUCCGAGCAAGUCACGUUAAGGGUAUGUGUGGAGGACACUGGAAUUGGAAUUCCUUUCUCAGCACAGGACACGAUAUUCAUGCCUUUUGUGCAGGCUGACAGCUCAACUUCACGAAAUUAUGGGGGUACUGGUAUCGGCUUGAGUAUCAGUAAAUGCCUAGUUGAACUAAUGGGGGGUCAAAUAAAUUUCAUAAGUCGACCCCAGGUAGGGAGCACUUUUUCCUUCACUGCAGUUUGUGGAACAUUUAAGAAAAGUACAGUUAGUGACUUGAAGAAUAAUUUGGAAGAUCUUCCUUCAAGUUUUAGAGGGCUGAAAGCCAUUGUGGUUGAUGGAAAACCUGUUAGAGCUGCUGUGACUAGAUACCAUUUGAAGAGACUGGGGAUACUAGUUAAAGUUGCAAAUAGCAUCAGCAAGGCUGUUGCUUUAUGUGGUAAAAGUGGUUCUUUGACAUCAGGAAUGUUCCAGCCUGAUAUUAUCAUGAUUGAGAAGGACGCAUGGAUUUCUAGAGAGGAUGGGAUUUUCGAUAUGUGGAAACCAGACUGGAAAAAGAAUGAUCAUAUGUUUGAGAUGCCUAAAAUGAUCCUUCUGGCAACCAAUAUUAGUAAUACUGAAUUUGAUAAAGCUAAGGCCGCCGGUUUCACUGAUACGGUGAUCAUGAAGCCUCUGAGAGCUAGUAUGGUGGCUGCUUGUCUUCAGCAAAUUUUGGGGAUGGGGAAGAAGAGGAAGCUAGGAAAAGACAUGCCUAAUGGUUCUUCCUUUCUACAUAGCCUUCUAUAUGGAAAGAAAAUCUUGGUGGUUGAUGACAAUGGGGUAAACCGAAGGGUUGCAGCAGGGGCACUUAAAAAGUUUGGAGCUGAUGUGAAAUGUGCUGAAAGUGGCAAAGCUGCACUUGAAAUGCUUCAAUUACCUCACAAUUUUGAUGCUUGCUUCAUGGACAUUCAAAUGCCAGAAAUGGACGGAUUUGAAGCAACCAGCCGAAUUCGAAUGAUGGAGAGCAAGGCAAAUGAGGAGAUGAAUAAUGGGAGUGAGUGGCAUGUGCCUAUAUUGGCCAUGACAGCUGAUGUGAUCCAUGCUACAUACGAUGAAUGCGUGAAAUGUGGCAUGGAUGGAUAUGUCUCAAAGCCAUUCGAGGAAGAAAAUCUGUAUCAGGAAGUUGCAAAGUUUUUCAAAUCCAAGUCCAUCUCAGACUCUUAA
This is a messenger RNA of Cajanus cajan (pigeon pea), 3656 nucleotides long. RefSeq names its product histidine kinase CRE1. Gene Ontology annotation, cellular component: nucleus. NCBI's taxonomy places the organism in Eukaryota, Viridiplantae, Streptophyta, Magnoliopsida, Fabales, Fabaceae. Gene Ontology annotation, molecular function: phosphorelay sensor kinase activity. The record is from RefSeq and is a predicted model, not a curated record. Gene Ontology annotation, biological process: phosphorelay signal transduction system; phosphorylation.